UGCUUCUGUUACUCAAUGCCACAAAUCCAUACCAGAAUGAAUGGACAGCCUCACUACAAACGGUUAACAGAGUGUUUCUAUCCAUCCUAAAUCCUUGCCCACCACAAGCCACAGACAACGGUGACGUCAGCAUCGAAAAACUGAACUAAACAAGCCAUUUCCACAUGCGUGAGGCUCUGCUGUAGAGCUACGCUAACACUGCCGAUAAUAUUUGUGACAGUAGCUUUGAAUUGUAGUCAGCGUUUCCUCAGUAAUUUCACUGCGAUUCUAUUCCUUUGAUCAGCUUUAGUUUGGCGUGCGUCGUGCACCGUCGAGCAUUCGGCAAGCAUGUCAGUGAAGCCGAGCGAGGAGCCAAGUUCGGAGGCGGGGUGGUUCGGGGACGAUUUCGAGAAGAUUGAUCGCUUUGGGAGCAACGUAGCCCAGUUCGACGACUUGGAUGGGCAGCGAAUGAAAGACUGGGAGGACGAAACAAGUGAACAGAAACAGUUCUCGCACCAUCCCGAGAGCAACCGGCAACCGCUCCCUGUUGUCAUGGAAACUGCAUCUACAGACAAGUCAGAGCCUUUGAAGAAGUCCAGUGACAUGGACGACCUCUACACCUCCCUCCUGUCCAAUCAGAGCUACUCCUUCCAGAAGGACCCCCCCUCCACCUACUUCUCUGGGAGCGCGGGUGGAAAGAGCACAGGGGGUGGGGGUAGUGGGGGUAGCGGCGGUGGAGGGGGCCUGAUGGAUGACCUGAUGUCUGGGCUGGACUCGCACACCAUGUUCAGCUCCGACUCGGGCAUCGAGAUGACCCCCGGCGACCCGAGCGACUUGACCUCCUCCCGCAAGCUGUCGGAGUCUGACCGCGGCGUUGGUGCCGGUGCUGGCGGCGUCACGUCCGAUUACAGCUACAUGGACAUCAGUCGCCCGCAGCAGCAGCAGCAGCACAGUCCUCUGGAUGAUGACGACUGGGGGAGCAUCAGCAGCAAGCCCGGCGACUUCCUCUCCGGCCUGGGAGAUAUGGGCGGGAUGGGAGCCAGUAGCGCUGGAGGAAACGCUGGAGGCUACAUGGAGAAGGGAGGCUCUGGGUCAGGGGUCGCCGGCGGAGCAGGGGCAGGGGCGGGUGUGGAGACCCUGGGCCCGGCCCUGGACGCCCAGUCCUUCCCGUACGUGGAGGAGCCGUCUGACGAGGAGCUGUCCGACUACCAGCCGUACCGCUCCCCGGGGGCUGGCAGCAGCGCCAGCCCGGUGAAGAUCACCCUGACGGAGACGCCGCCGCGCUCCCCGUCACCUAACGCUCCCAUGGCCGUGUCCGAAAGGGAGAGCAUCCUGAGCCUGGGGCUGGAGGGCAUGCCCACCGUCACCCUGUCCGAGCCAGAGGACGACAGCCCAGGCUCCUCCACACCACCCUUCCCAGACGACUCACCGUCUGACCACAAAUCGGGCGACUCCAAGAGUUUUUCCCCAGACAAGACCCCCGCCCCCAAACAGCCCAGCCCAGCGGAGAAACCCAUGCCCCCCAUGCCCCCCAUGCCCAGCAGCCCCUCCUCCGGCUCCGCCUACCCCCGCUCCCCCAACGAUGCCGAGGGCAGCAGCGGCGGCGAGUCAGGCGACUCCGAGAUCGAGCUGGUGACCGAGGAGCCGACGGCCGCCGCCUUUGCCCACAGCGCGGCCUCCAGCUACAUGAGCUUCAGCAAGCCCUCAGCCCCCGCCCCCACCCCCACCCCCGCCCCCGCCCUGCCUCCGUCACUGGUCUCCGCGCCUCCUCCCUCCUCUGCGGCCACACUCAACCAGUACAGCAUCCUGCGCGAGGAGCGGGAGGCGGAGCUGGACAGCGAGCUGGCGAUGGAGUCCUGCGGCGAGGAGAGCCCCCAGCGCGGCCUCCACCACCACGAGGCCCCGGCCCCCAAGGGCCCCCGCAAGCCCGAGACCAGUCUGUUUGCGUCGGCCCCCGCAAUGCCCGCAACCGCCCCUCCGGCGCCGUCACCUCCAGCCGCCCCCGUCCCUGCUCCGUCCGCUCCUGCCCCCCAGAAAGCCCCGGCUGUGGAGGAAGUCAAAGCCAAGCCCAGCCCCGCUCCAAGCGCCCCCCCCACAACCACGGCGCCCCCGGAGCCCAAGCUGGAGAAGCCCGUGGCUGAGGAGAAGCCUGGAGAGCGGAGGCGCCCCAGCCAGGGCAAAGGCCCAGACAGACAGGCCGGGCCGCCGCCGGCCGUCUUCCAGGGCCUCAGCAGAGAGAAAGCGAUGGAGCUUCUUUACUGGCGGGACAUGAAGCAGUCAGGGCUGCUGUUUGGCAGCGUGCUGCUCCUGCUCUUCAGCCUGACCCAGUUCAGCGUGGUGAGCGUGGUGGCCUACCUGGCCCUGGCCGCCCUCUCCGCCUCCAUCAGCUUCAGGGUCUACAAGUCCGUGCUACAGGCCGUGCAGAAGACAGACGAGGGACACCCCUUCAAGUGCAGGGCAUAUCUGGAUAUGGAGAUCUCCCUGUCCCAGGACCAGAUGCAGAAGUACGCUGAGAAUGUGCAGUCCUACCUCAACAGCAUGCUGAAGGAGCUUCGCAGACUCUUCCUGGUACAGGACCUGGUGGACUCACUAAAGUUUGCUGUUCUGAUGUGGCUUCUGACCUACGUGGGAGCCCUCUUCAAUGGACUCACUCUGCUCAUCAUGGCUGUGGUGUCCAUGUUCUCCAUGCCUGUGGUGUAUGAGAAAUACCAGGCACAGAUUGACCAGUACAUGGGCCUAAUAAGGACUCAGGUCAACUCUGUAGUUGGGAAGAUCCAGGAGAAGAUCCCAGGGGCCAAGCGAAAGGCUGAGUAGGCCCCUAAAGCCCACAGGAAAGGCUCAAAGCCCCCAAUCACUCUUGCCCUCCCCAUCCCAGGGAAGGCUGAAUGAUCGGAGGGCUCCCAUACACAGAUAAACGCACGUUCACACACAUGCAGAUAUACACACAUACACUCAUGAACUCACACACACACACACACAUAAAUGCAUACGUGAACUCAUGCAUACAUACGUACAUAGGCUCACAUACAUGCAAACGCAAAUAUAAACAUGCCACACACCACAUGGUCACUGGAACAUAGUCUUAUUUUGUGUGCACUGUGGUGUUUAGAAGCUGAAGCCACGCUGUAAAGGAGAAGUCCCCACCCCUGCUGUCCGUCGUCAUAACGAUAGAGUCAAAACAGCGCUCUCUGUCGCUCAUGUCAAGCACUAAGAUCUAGUCAGAAAAAAAAACUAAAAAAAAAAAACAUUAACAAUGUUAAACCAUGUAAAAUGAAUUUAAAAAAAGAACUAGGUGUGUUUUUUGUGUCGCUUUAUUAAGUGCAUGAAGUCAAGAGUCUGAACAAAAAAAAAACUUUCUUUUCUUUUUCAUCCUUUCCCUUUUAUCUUCCGCUCCUUUCUCAGCUGUGCUGAAGGCAUUUCUUAGUAGUGCGUGAAGGAUCUCUCCAGCUUUAGUGCUCUCCUGUGAUAGUCUCUUCUUCUUCAAACAAAAAAAAUAUAAACAAAACAAAGUAAAUCAUAAAAUUGAAAAAGCUUAUUGUUGCCGGGGCAACGGGUGGGGCUUCUCUUCUAUCGAUAUACCUGUAAACAUAUAAACAGCUUGACUCUUGGACCUUUUUCUUUUUUCUUUUGUUGUGUUGUCUGGCACAAAAAAAAAAGCGACUAUAUAUAGCAGUGUUCGGAUUAGGAAUGGUUAACUCGUAUAGCGUUUGUUCUUUUGUAUAACUCUUUAAGGAAUUACACCGACUCAUGUUUUUGGGUACCGUCAUCAAGACCACUUCUUUUAAAAAAACAAAACUGCGAGAAAGAGAGACGGGAGGAAGCUCUAGCGAGUGAUGGCCAGCUUGGUGAACCUGUCCAACUUUGUACUCUGUCUCAGUGUGGUUGUUUUCUUUACUUUACUGUUUUUUUCUUAGCCAUGGACUCUUAACUAUUUGCACUUAAGAUGUAACCAUUAAUGAAUGCGAAAAUAAAUGUUCUUAAAUGUA
Molecule: messenger RNA, 3965 nt
Organism: Clupea harengus (Atlantic herring)
Lineage: Eukaryota; Metazoa; Chordata; Actinopteri; Clupeiformes; Clupeidae
Gene: rtn1b
Product: reticulon 1b
Exons: 9
Coding region: 328-2793 (821 amino acids)
Biological process (GO): neuron differentiation; endoplasmic reticulum tubular network formation; brain development
Cellular component (GO): neuron projection; postsynaptic density; endoplasmic reticulum membrane
Source: RefSeq, a predicted model, not a curated record